AUGGCUGAAGCCCAGCUGUUUGUAUCACAGGACGAGUUCACCUGCUCGGUGUGUCUGGACACCCUGACUGACCCCGUGUCACUGCAUUGUGGUCACAGUUUCUGUCUGAAGUGCUUAACAAACUACUGGGAUCAGAGCCAAGAGUACAGAUGUCCUCAGUGCAGACACACCUUCACCACAAGGCCUGAGCUGAAGAGAAACACUCUGCUGAAUGAAGUCGUCAAGAAAUUAAAGAAGACGGCACUCAGUCCUCCUCCAUCUCAGAAUUAUGCCGGCCCUGGAGACGUGGAGUGUGACUUCUGUACUGGGAAGAAGCUCAGAGCGGUGAAGUCCUGUCUAACCUGCAUGGCCUCCUACUGUCAGACUCACCUGCAGCCUCACUAUGUAGGAGCGGCCUGGAAGGGACACAACCUGGUUGAUCCUGACAGAAAUCUGAAGGAGAAACUCUGUGAGAAACAUCAGAAAAGUCUGGAGAUGUUUUGCAGAACUGAUAAGAUGUGUAUCUGUGUGAUGUGUGGAAUGACUGAACAUGAUGGUCAUGAAAAGGUUGAGCUGGAGACAGAAACAGAAAGAAAACAGAAACAGCUGGGGGCGACGCUGAGGGAAAUCAGGAGGAGACUUGAGAAGAAAGACAAAAAAAUGAAGGAGAUGAAAAAGACAAUAAAACAGACGAAGAUCUCUGUGGAAAGAGUGGUAGAGGAACAUAAGAAGAGCUUCACUGAUCUGAUACGGUGCAUUGAGGAAGUCCACAAGAAACUGACUGAGAGGAUUAGGGAACAAGAAAAAAGAGAAAUGGAGAAGGCUGUUGGAGUCAUGGAGCAACUGAAGAAGGAGAUUGAGGAGCUGAAGAGGAGAGAAGCUGAGCUGAAGGAGCUUUCAGAGACCAAGGACCAUCUCCACUUCCUGCAGACUUUCUCAUCUCGCUGUUUCCUACCUGAUGAUGAAGACUCACUCAACUUGACUGUCACCGCCGAUUUCUCUUCAGAGGACCUGCUAAAGGAGCUGUCAGGUCUGAAAAAGCGUCUGGAGAAGAUCAGCCAGUGGGACAACCUGCCAUUGACUCCAUCAGGUAUUGAAGCUCCAAUCUUCACCCUACAGCCUCCUGAACCUCAGAGCAGAGAGGAGUUUUUACAAUACUUUUGUCCCGUCACACUGGACGUCAAUACGGCACACAGACAACUCCGUCUGUCUGAAAGGAACAAGAAGGUGACAUGUGAGGAGACAAAAGCCAAAUAUCCUGAUCAUCCUGACAGAUUUGACUACUGGUUCCAACUUCUGUGCAGAGAGGCUCUGACUGGGACUCGCUGUUACUGGGAGGUGGAAGGCAGUGGAGUCUACAUGAGGAUUGGAGUCGCAUAUAAAGGACUGAGCAGGAAAGGACGGGACAAGGAGUACGGCCUUGGAAACAACGACAAGUCCUGGUGUUUGCAGUGCUCUGAAUCCCAGUACUCUGUGCGUCACAAUAACCAGAGGACUGUAAUCAGCGCCCCCUACAGCCCCAGAAUAGGUGUGUAUCUGGACUGGCCUGCUGGCAUUCUGUCAUUUUAUAGUGUCUCACACACUAUGACCCUCCUGCACAGGUUCAACACCUCCUUCACUGAGCCCCUCUAUCCAGGGUUUUGGCUUAGUCUUGACUCCAGUAUAACAAUCAGCCAUCUGACACCAUGUGACCACUGACCAGUACCCUCCACCGGUCACUUGAUAUCCCGACAAGCUCAGGUCCUCUUUUUGUUUGUAGUUUGGGAUUAAAAUUAAUUUUACAGGAUGGGUGGAUUGGGGGGUGCAGCACCUCUGUGAUUGAAUUUGUGGAUGAGAAUGUGGGGCGAGUGCGGCUGUCAGGGACUACAGUAUUAUUGGGUUUGAGUAGCCAAUCAGGUGUGUGUGUCAUAGCGAGGGGCGGUGACACCUCAGAACUGCAAAUACCAGUCUGACAAGCAGGGGUCUCUGUUGAUUCACAGCCACAUGUCCUUCACCCCAACAACUACUGAAGCCUCCAAGUGUCAUUGAAUGUCACCUGUUAAGUAGGACAGGCAUGUGGUCCUGUUGGAUCAGCACAACUGAAAGGCGCUAUACAGACUCAGUAUCGAGAGCUCUUGAAUACUGACUAUAUGUAGGAGCAGAGAGUGACAGAUGGGACUGGAGUGUUGUCCACUCACCAGACAUGUUGUGACCCCCCAUUGGUCACUCAAAGGGUCCUUCACUUCAGAAUUAACUCACUGUGAAUGUCUGAAGAGGAGGACUCAGCAGUCAGUCAGAUGUCGGCCAUACUUACAGAAUUUGGUGUUUUAGUUGAUGUCACAUUAAACUUUAAACUGCACUCCCUCCUUGUCCCCAGAUUUGUCACUCUUGGUACCCUGAAAUCUCCAGCAUCUUCACAAAAUGAAUUCUUGGUGAGUUGGCACACACUUGACAUGGGUGCACAUGUGUGGCUUUGCAGUGGACUGCCAUCCCAUCCACGGUUGGCCCAUCUUGUCCACAAACCUGAAAUUGAAAAGCGGAUAAGAAAGACAAAGAAUGGACAGAAGGGGUAACUGAUUGGUCAGUCGCCAAACUACUGCUUCUUGUGGCCACUCUAAAUUUAACACAGCAAUUUAUACAAAAUGGAAAUCUAAAAGAUAAAAGCAGAAAGCAUUCAGUGAAAUCCUGAGCAGUGAAACAUGAAAGGAGAGAAUGAGAAACAAUCAGAGAGUCCGACGAAUGGAGACUUUAACAGGAGGACUGAGGGGUGGGACUGAAGUGCAGUGGCGCCCUCUAGUGGACACCCGCCAUAUUACACACAUGGGAAAGGUCAGCAGUGAAGGGGGAGAAAAGAAUACAGUGCAGUGUAAAAGAAAUAAGAAUAAAGUAAAACACAGGAAUAAAACACCUGAAAUAAAGAACUUUAAAUAUUAUAUCUAAAUCUAAUUAAGAUUUAAAUGAAUUAAGAGCAAAAUAAGGGUGACACGAUCACACAGUCACAUGACCUUCAGAGCUGACAGCUAAGCUGAUUCUUCUGUAGCCGAACUGCCCCCUCUAGUGGCCACUCUCAGUAUUAAAUGAAUGGCAAGGCUGAGGGGGAGGAAAGAUUUGGGUUUGAUCAAAUGGAGAUUUAGUGGAGAUUUCUUAAUAUUGUCAUUAGCUUUAAGGACAGUGCAGCUUUGUUAGGUUAUGGAAGAUUGUAUAUGGGAAAAAAACAUUUAUUUAAGUUAAUAUAUUUAAUAAUGGUUAUGUUUUAACAAAAUACACAUCUAAUAAUUGAUUACAUUUUGUAAAAUAAACUCCCAAUGGUGUUUGGUGAAUAAACAAUAAUGAUUUGUCAAAUCUGCUCAUCUGUGACCUUCUGACUUGUCGACACCUCUGGUCACAUCUCCUGUGUUGUCUGAUCUGAAGAUAUAACACUCCGUAUUGAUGAUCCAUUUCUUAAUAGCGCUGAAAAAGUCAGAAUAUGCUUUUAAAUUCUCAAGACAAUGAGGUGAGUAACAUAUAAGAUGUUGAUUUAGAUUGAAUAUUUGAUUUGUAAGUCUGGAAUUGAAAUCAAUCAUUUAGACCUGAGCAGUGCUCUCCAUUCCACAUCUGAGUGUCUGCGCUCUGUUAUGUGCCCCUCUGUGUCUGCUGUGCCCUCGUAUGCCCACCUGAGCCUGACCUCACCCACACUACUGAGAUGUUCAGUUACUGAUGAAGAUGGACAUUAAAAGGUGAAUUUGACACUCAUGGACACCACAAGAAGCUGAAGUGCAUUGAGGACUGAAGUCAGCUGUGAUGUUUCAUUUUGGGUUUCUUUUCUGCCUUAAAUGAGUUUGCAUUUUCUUUAGACAUUUUGUUAUAUUUUAUGAAUUGUUUCAUAAAAGGUAUUGAUUUUGUUGUUGUAUGUAUGGUGUGUUGAUGAGCAUUUUGUUUCUAAGUCUCAUGUUUAUCUAUUUGGUUACUUUUGUUGUCUCUAUUUUUUUUUGUGUGUGUGUGUCUCUUUUGUGUUUCAUGUGUAGCCCAGGGAGGCGGGCCACUUGACACUGUAACUGAAGCUCCCCCCAGGGGUAUUUAAGAAGAAGCUGCAGAUGAAAGAGUCACUCCAACAC
Messenger RNA from Polypterus senegalus (gray bichir), 4052 nucleotides. RefSeq names its product tripartite motif-containing protein 16-like. Bases 1 to 1677 code for a protein of 558 amino acids. Gene Ontology annotation, molecular function: protein binding; zinc ion binding. The transcript is spliced from 6 exons. The record is from RefSeq and is a predicted model, not a curated record. NCBI's taxonomy places the organism in Eukaryota, Metazoa, Chordata, Cladistia, Polypteriformes, Polypteridae.